Molecule: messenger RNA, 632 nt
Organism: Medioppia subpectinata
Lineage: Eukaryota; Metazoa; Arthropoda; Arachnida; Sarcoptiformes; Oppiidae
Source: the annotation of a GenBank genome assembly
AAAUCUGAAUUAAAGCUAUAAUUGAGUUAUAAUUGAGUUGUGAUUGAAAUCGUUGUAAAAGUGAUGACAAUUAGCGGCAAAACAAACGACGAUUUGUUUGAAGAGUUGAACUCUUCUGAGGAUCCGUUGAGUUAUGUCAACAAAUACUAUAAAGACCUGAAGAAGUCUUCGUCGGCCAAACAGUUGACAAUCGGUGCCAUAAGUGGAUGGACUGCAGGCUUUGUUUUGGCCAAAUUCGGGAGGACUGCCGGCGCGGCCAUUGGCGGCACUUUCCUCCUCUUGAAUUUGGCUCACUAUAACGGAUACAUUCGCGUCGAUUGGAAACGAUUGAAUCGAGACUUGGAUUUGGCUAAAAAGGAGUUCAAUAAACGCAAGGAUAAAGAGUUACCACAAUUGACCCAAAAAGCCAAACGCUUUGCCAAAGACAAUGCGGUGAUGGCCUCCGGAUUUGCCGGCGGUUUUCUUCUCGGCCUUUCUUCCGCUUAACACUCUUUACUAUUCUUUCAUUUUAUGGAUUUUAUUAUUAUUUCAAUUCCUUAAUCAGUUUGUCAUGUAAUAUACAUUUAGUUGCAUUUAUUUUAAUUUAAAUAAAAAUGUUCAUUUUCAUAGUCUCUCUCUCUCUCUCUCUCUCU